This is a messenger RNA of Leptonychotes weddellii (Weddell seal), 2525 nucleotides long. The record is from RefSeq and is a predicted model, not a curated record. NCBI's taxonomy places the organism in Eukaryota, Metazoa, Chordata, Mammalia, Carnivora, Phocidae.
GGGUCGGUCCGGCGCUGAGCGCGCUCCCGGUGGCCCGCAGGUGCGGCCUGGAGCCAUGGUGAUCAUGUCCGAGUUGAGCGCGGCGCCCGUGGGCUCUAGCCAGGGCCAACACAAGCCCCUCCGGGUGGGCUUCUACGACGUCGAGCGGACCCUGGGCAAGGGCAAUUUCGCCGUGGUGAAGCUGGCCCGGCAUCGAGUCACCAAAACCCAGGUUGCAAUAAAAAUAAUAGAUAAAACUCGAUUAGAUUCAAGCAAUUUGGAGAAAAUAUAUCGUGAGGUUCAGAUCAUGAAGCUUCUGAAUCAUCCUCACAUCAUAAAGCUUUAUCAGGUUAUGGAGACAAAGGAUAUGCUUUACAUUGUCACCGAGUUCGCAAAAAAUGGAGAAAUGUUUGAUUACUUGACCUCCAACGGGCACCUCAGCGAGCAUGAGGCCCGCAGGAAGUUCUGGCAGAUUCUGUCGGCCGUGGACUACUGCCACAAUCACCACAUUGUGCACCGCGACCUCAAGACCGAGAACCUGCUGCUGGACGGCAGCAUGGACAUCAAGCUGGCAGAUUUCGGAUUCGGGAAUUUCUACAAGGCAGGAGAGCCCCUGUCCACGUGGUGUGGGAGCCCCCCGUACGCAGCCCCAGAAGUCUUUGAGGGGAAGGAGUACGAAGGCCCCCAGCUCGACAUCUGGAGCCUCGGCGUCGUGCUGUACGUCCUCGUCUGCGGCUCGCUCCCCUUCGAUGGGCCCAACUUGCCGGCUCUGAGGCAGCGGGUGCUGGAGGGCCGCUUCCGUAUCCCCUUCUUCAUGUCUCAAGACUGUGAGACACUGAUCCGCCGCAUGCUGGUGGUGGACCCCACCAAGCGCAUCACCAUCGCCCAGAUCCGGCAGCACAGGUGGAUGCAGGCCGAGCCCUCGGUGCCACGGCAGGCCUGCCCGGCCUUCUCCGCGCUCAGCUACAACUCCAACCUGGGCCACUAUGACGAGCAGGUGCUGGGCAUCAUGCACAGCCUCGGCAUCGACCGGCAGAGGACCGUGGAGUCUCUGCAGAACAGCAGCUACAACCAUUUUGCCGCCAUCUAUUACCUGCUGGUCGAGCGGCUGAAGGAGUAUCGACACACUCAGCCCCCCGCGCGGCCCGGCCCGGCCCGGCCGCAGAGGCCCAGGAGCUCAGAUCUCAGCGGCUUUGAGGUGCCUCAGGAAGGCCUCUCCAGCGACUCUUUCCGAUCCUCCCUGCUAUGCCCACAGCCCCAGGCCCUGGGCCAGUCUGUCCUGCAGGCUGACACGGACUGUGACCCCCUCAGCUCGCUCCAGCCCUUGCUUUUCCCCCUGGACGCCAACUGUAAUGGAGUGUUCCGGCAUCGCUCCAUCUCCCCCAGCGGCCUGCUGGACGCGCCCAUCAGUGAGGAGGUCAGGCAGGGCCCAGGCCUGGAGGAGGAGCGGGGGGCCCAGAAGGCCCUGGCCGGCAGCACAGGCCGCAGGCACACGCUCGCUGAGGUCUCCACCUGCUUCUCCCCGUGCGCCCCUCCAUGUAUAGUCAUCUCUUCCUCCGCCGCGAGCCCUUCAGAAGGCACCAGCUCCGACAGCUGUCUGACCUUCUCAGCGGGCGACGGCCCCGGGGGGCUCGGUGGACGCCUGGCCGCUCAGGGGCUGGUGGGCACCUGCUCCCCUCUCAGACUGGCCUCACCGCUCCUGGGGGCCCAGUCUGCCACCCCAGUGCUGCAGGCUCAGGGGGCCCCAGGAGGGGUCACUCUGCUCCCCAUCAGCUUCCAGGAAGGUCGGAGGGCGUCAGACACCUCGCUCACUCAAGGGCUGAAAGCCUUCCGGCAGCAGCUGAGAAAGAACGCGAGGACCAAAGGGCUCCUGGGCCUGAACAAGAUCAAGGGGCUGGCUCGCCAGGUGUGCCAGCCCUCCUCCAGCCGAGCCUCCAGGGGUGGCCUGAGCUCCUUCCAGUUGCCUGCGCAGAGCCCGGGCCUGCAUGGCAGCGGGGCCAGCAGCCGGGAGGGCCGGAGCCUGCUGGAGGAGGUCCUGCACCAGCAGAGGUUGCUCCAGCUGCAGCACCACCCGGCAGGCCCGCCCAGCUGUCCGCAGGCCCCCCAGCUGCCCCCGGCCCCGCUGGUCCUCGCCCCGUGUGACGGCGCGCUCCUCGUGUCGGGACUCCAGAAGGAGCUGGGGCUGGGGCCCUGCCCACUGCUGCCACCCCACCUCCUGCAAGCCGGGGGCUCCCCGGUGGCCUCAGCGGCCCAGCUGCUGGACACCCACCUGCACAUCAGCCACGCCACAGCCCCCCAUCCCGCCGCCACGCUGCCCCCCAGCUUUGUGGGUGUGGGGCUGCCGCAGGCGGACUGUGAGCUGGAGGACCUGACGGCGGGCCAGCUGGGCACAUUCGUGCUAGUGCAGUGAGCCUCCGCCUCCGCUCGGGCCGCUGGCCCUUCGAAGCAAUAAUUUCAGAGUAUGUGAAGAUGUUUCCGGACUUGAAGCCAAUAAGUUUCUAGAAGCGAAACAAGCAAUACGUUUGGUGUUUUGGCUUUUUAGUUGA